UACAUUUCAUUUUUUUCAAUACCUAAUGGACAUGUUCUUAAAACAAUAAAUGGUCUCUAAGAUCUCUUCCAACAAAAAACCUUGAAACUUCACUUUAAACCCUCCUACUAGCAGAAUCCAGAAAUUGCAUUUAUGGUUAUUGAGUCAGUGCCUUGAAAGAAGUACUUUCAGUUUCACUAGGCUCUGAAGCCAUUACAAUUGUUGCUUAACUUCUAACUAUUUGAUCACUGAGGAAAAUCCAGAAAGCUACAUAACACUGGAGGGGUAAAAUAAAAGUCCAGCGAUCCAGUGAAAGAAAAGAGAAGUGACAGAAACAACUUUAUCUUGACUGAAGAGAAAAGCACAGAGAAGAGAACAACGCCCUGGACAUGGCUCCAGAGAUCCACAUGUCAGGCCCAGUGUGCCUCAUUGAGAACACUAAUGGGGAACUGGUGGCGAAUCCAGAAGCUCUGAAGAUCCUGUCUGCCAUUACACAGCCUGUGGUGGUGGUGGCAAUUGUGGGCCUCUACCGCACAGGCAAAUCCUACCUGAUGAACAAGCUGGCUGGGAAGAAUAUCGGCUUCUCUCUGGGCUCCACAGUGGAAUCUCACACCAAAGGAAUCUGGAUGUGGUGUGUGCCUCACCCCAAGAAGCCAGAACACACCCUAGUCCUGCUUGACACUGAGGGCCUGGGAGAUGUAAAGAAGGGUGACAACCAGAAUGACUCCUGGAUCUUCGCCCUGGCCAUCCUCCUGAGCAGCACCUUCGUGUACAAUAGCAUGGGAACCAUCAACCAGCAGGCCAUGGACCAACUGCACUAUGUGACAGAGCUGACACAUCGAAUCCGAUCAAAAUCCUCACCUGAUGAGAAUGAGAAUGAGGAUUCAGCUGACUUUGUGAGCUUCUUCCCAGACUUUGUGUGGACACUGAGAGAUUUCUCCCUGGACUUAGAAGCAGAUGGACAACCCAUCACAGCAGAUGAGUACCUGGAGUAUUCCCUGAAGCUAACACAAGGUACCAGUGAAAAAGAUAAAAAUUUUAAUCAGCCCCGACUCUGUAUCCGGAAGUUCUUCCCAAAGAAGAAAUGCUUUGUCUUUGAUCACCCCGUUCACUGCAAGAAGCUUGCCCAGCUCGAGAAACUACAUGAUGAAGAGCUGGACCCCGAAUUUGUGCAACAAGUAGCAGACUUUUGUUCCUACAUCUUUAGCAAUUCCAAAACUAAAACUCUUUCAGGAGGCAUCAAGGUCAAUGGGCCUCGUCUAGAAAGCCUGGUGCUGACCUAUAUUGAUGCUAUCAGCAGUGGGGAUCUGCCCUGCAUGGAGAACGCAAUCCUGGCCUUGGCCCAGAUAGAGAACUCAGUUGCAGUGCAAAAAGCCAUUGCUCACUACGACCAGCAGAUGGGCCAGAAGGUGCAGCUGCCCACGGAAACCCUCCAGGAGCUGCUAGACAUGCACAGAGUCAGUGAGAGGGAGGCCACUGAAGUAUUUAUGAAGAACUCUUUCAAGGAUGUGGACCAUCUGUUUCAAAAGAAAUUAGCGGUCCAGCUAGUAAAAAAGCGGGAUGACUUUUGUAAACAGAAUCAGGAAGCAUCAUCAGAUCGUUGCUCAGCUUUACUUCAGGACAUUUUCAGCCCUCUAGAAGAGGAAGUGAAGAUGGGAAUUUAUUCGAAACCAGGGGGCUAUCGUCUCUUUAUUCAGAAGCUACAAGACCUGAAGAAAAAGUACCAUGAGGAACCAAGGAAGGGGAUACAGGCUGAAGAGAUUCUGCAGACAUACUUGAAAUCCAAGGAGUCUGUGACUGAUGCAAUUCUACAGACAGACAAGAUUCUCACAAAAAAGGAAAAGGAGAUUGAAGUGGAACAUGCAAAAGCUGAAUCUGCACAGGCUUCAGCAAAAAUGGUGGAGGAAAUGCAAAUAAAGUAUCAGCAGAUGAUGGAAGAGAAAGAGAAGAGUUAUCAGGAACAUGUGAAACAAUUGACUGAGAAGAUAGAGAGGGAGAGGGCCCAGUUGCUGGAAGAGCAAGAGAGGACCCUCACUAGUAAACUUCAGGAACAGGCCCGACUACUGAAGGAGAGAUGCCAAGGUGAAAGUACCCAACUUCAAAAUGAGAUACAAAAGCUACAGAAGACCCUGGAAAAAAAAACCAAGAGAUAUAUGUCCCAUAAGCUAAAGAUCUAAACAACAGAGCUUUUCUGUCACCCUGACCCAAGGCAUAACUGAAACAAUUUUAGAAUUUGGGACAAGUGUCACUAUAUUUGAUAAUAAUUAGAUCUUUUUUUUUUUUUCUCUCUUGAAAAGUUUAUUAACAUAAGUAACAAUAAAUCAUUCAACUUUUCGGUCUUCAGGAAGUUUCAGUUUUAAGGAUUAAUUUCGGAAGUCCUCAUGUAAACAAAUCAGGCAUGAAUAAAGCCCUUAUAAUGAA
This is a messenger RNA of Macaca mulatta (Rhesus monkey), 2400 nucleotides long. It is a transcript of the gene GBP3, whose product is annotated as guanylate binding protein 3. Gene Ontology annotation, molecular function: GTPase activity; GTP binding. NCBI's taxonomy places the organism in Eukaryota, Metazoa, Chordata, Mammalia, Primates, Cercopithecidae. The record is from RefSeq and is a predicted model, not a curated record.